AUGAGAAGGCCGAACGUUUUGCGGCUCAUGCUUCAGUUGAUGUUUCACAGAGUAAAUGUAGUGCCUUUUUAAUGGUAACAAUAUCAAAUUGCAGCCUUUAAGAAAAGAGAUAGAAAAAUUCUGAUUAUCGUUUAAUACAUGACCUCCUCUUGUAAAACCUCUCUCCAGCCAUGUUGGAAGGUGCGCGUGGACGAGGAGUAGUAGUUCUACUUUAAAUAUUACAUUUGUCCACUUUAUGAUUAUGAUUGAUACUGAAAUUUGGACAAAACUUGCAUCGCAAUUAAGUCAGGUGCGUGUAAAUGACGCAUUUGAUAAAGAUUUGAAUACACGUGUGAGGUCACAUUUCACCUUAGAGAGCAAAGACUCUAGUUUUAGUGCGUAGAAGUAAAUUGUUUUUCAUUAUAAUUAAGAGGGUGUCAACUGUUGGAUUACUUUGGCAGCAAAACAGUGGAUAAAUAAUGAGUUAAGUUAUAAGGCACAUGUGAUCAAGUAGUAAUUCAAAAUUACAAUCUUCAAGCGUAUUCAAAUGGAGAUUUGACAAAUAUAUAAAUAUUUAUUCUAUUUCUUCAAAGCCAAGGGUACAAUUUAUUUGUGAAAGUCAUUUGAGAGGAGUCUUUCUGUUCUUCGUUUAAGGAUCAACAUUAAUUAUAAAGGGAUUUGAUUUUUUUUUUCAUCCUCAAUCGUCUGUAGUGCACAAUGUCAAUAUUUUGUACUAUAUAUCAUUCAUUUGAAGAGGAUGUCAUUCGAUACCACCUGUGAAGGAGGGCCCUGUCAUAAUGCUUAGUCUCACCAUAAAGACACUUCUGUUUACUGGUUGCUACUCGAUAAACUUUAUACUAAAAUAGAAUUUUUUUCUGAUUUCUUAUCUGCACAAAAGCUAGAUCAAACAGUCAGCAAUUCACCUUGCGGUUUAACCCGCAGAGGUUAGGGCCAAUGAUUUGGGUGAUAUUUUUGUACAUUAAAGGAAGUUGAUUUCAAAGAAGUGGCAUCGUAAUUUUCAUUUCAAAAUCAUCCGUCAAGUGCACAUGCGGGUUAAUUAUACACAUUCUAAAACCUGUGUUUAGUUCGCCGAUAUUUUUCAAUGGGAAUCGGUACUUUAGGUUCCAAUAUUACAUAAGUUAGCUUUUGCAAUUAAGGCAGCGGGUCUAUUAUUUUCAAGAAAAAAUCCAACUCUGUGGGGAAUCUCGCUGAAUGCAAUUAGUUAAAAACAGACUUACACGCCCCUUGUACGUUGGAUCAACAUGACAAAAGAUAAAAAAUUGGGAAAUUGUUCAGUAGAAGAAAACAUCUGUGUGCUUUAAUCUUAACAAGCGUUUGAGGUAGAGGACAUUUCGAGGUUGAAAUGUUAAAACAAUUGGACUGUGCAAAACUCUGAUAUGCAGGCAAGAUCAGGCAAAAUAACAGAUAGCAAAGGUAGCAACUACCAACCCCCUUAAACAAACCCACUCCUUCAACCUGCAGUUUAAAGCUGUUCUGUAUAGCAUUAUCAUAUUUUUGAAUAUUCAUAAUUAUAUAAGCAACCACUGAGUUUUGCUUUCUGUACGUGCGUACGCAUAUAAUGUCGAACAAGGUAUCUUGGCAUAGAACCAAAAGGGCAUAUAACCUGCAUUCUGUUCUGGUUGAUUUCACUUUGGACGCGCGUAUUUUUGUUUACGCUGUGUCAGGAGUUACGACAGCUUGUGACGCAGAGUCAAUAUAUAUAGCUAAGGUGUUUCCUGGCUAGAGCUUGCGCUGACUGUUGAAGUUCAUGUAAAUUGAAAAUAAGCUUUGGCCUUCCAUAUUGUUUAAAUCCAGAAGGUAUCUGAAUUCUGUUGGUCAAGCCGAAGAAAUAGCAGCACAGCGAACUAUGUUAUCCACAGUUGUUUGAUGUAGAUCACCCAACAGGCAAGUCGGUGCGUUUUUAAUAUGCACGGGAAAGACAAGAACCAGCCAGGCCCUGGGAACCUGGGAAAAGCAGUUGUAACAAAACUAACCAACUACACAGGUCUUGCGGGAAGGCACAGUGAAACAGGACUUACCACUGCACUGAAUGCAGCGGCCGCUACUAUGCUGGACUCGAAGAUAAACGUUGUUGAAUCACAGCACAAGAAAGAACUACACGUGUUACAAGAACGAAGGAAAUCAAUGGAGAGUUCCAUGCUCGCUUAUUCUGAGAGAAUGCGGCAAAUUGCAAUAGCACGUACCAAUGAACCAGCAAGUAAAACACAAUCAAAGGGGGGUUUGUUGAGCUUAAAGUUUAAAUCUUCCAAUGGUGGCCACAGAACAGAAGACGGGAGUAUAUACAGGACUAAAUCUUUAGACUUCACGCAUAUGGUUUCUCCCGGGUUACAAAAAGUAAGCCACGACAAACUAAGGAACUCUGAAAACUUAUCAAGCCAUGAGGUGCAGUCAAAUACCAAUACUCACGAGGCUAAUUUCAAAAGGCACGCACAAUUACCGGCAAUUAAGAAAGGCAUCAAACAUGCAAGCGAACUUGGAGAGCUGACAAAAUUUGAACGAGAAAACUUAGAUCAGAAUUUGCCCGUGGAUAUAUUAAUUUCGCCACCGAGUGCGGACGAAUUUGAUCCUUAUCCUCAGAUAGCGCCUUUUCCUGACAUACCAAACAGUGAAAAUUCCGAAUCACAGGAAAUGCACAGUUUUAAUUCGGAAAAAGAUUACUACAAGAAAGAGAGAAUGACAUAUGUGUGGAAGCCACAAAAAACGAAAACAAAAGUGAACAAUAAGCGCACUGAAGACGUGUCUGCUAGUGGUAGAGCUUUAAACCAGGUGCAGUCUCCCAAACAGAAUGUCCAAACUCCAAGAGUAAGAAAGACCUCCAUCAAGCCGGUGAUCUCCCACCAUUUAUUCAAAUACUCCGAGGCAGUAAACAGUUUUCUGUUAGAUACAACUAAUACAAAUUCGACCGAGAAGAAAAGAAAUGGAUUUAAUCAUGGGAAUGGUAAUAUUGAACUGGAAAUUAACACCGAGUUUUUUCAAUCCGUCCACAAAAAUAAGCCGUCUCCCCCUGCCUCAGAUCGUCAUCAGUUAAAGGGUGCAUUGUCUGCACCUUCUCUAACGACCCCUGCGUCACCUCCGACCCCGGUGAAUGAAGAACAAACUGAACGGCGAAGGGUGCUUAGUUUUAGUGACAGCGAUAGACUGCAUGUUUUUAAUUCACGAUUACCUGUUAAUACAUUACACUCGAACGACAGUUAAGCUAAUAAAAUCUUGCGUAAUGGCAUACGAUCAGCGGUUUUUGCGCUGUAUUUCAUCUUUUUCGAAUUAAUGUAUCUAUUCUUCAGUAAAAAGUAUAAUAUGUGCAAUAAAUAUCAGAACACGAA
This is a messenger RNA of Lingula anatina, 3320 nucleotides long. RefSeq lists its product as uncharacterized. NCBI's taxonomy places the organism in Eukaryota, Metazoa, Brachiopoda, Lingulata, Lingulida, Lingulidae. The record is from RefSeq and is a predicted model, not a curated record.